ACGCCGACCGGAGCGGCCAGAGGAGUCGGUCAGUCAGUCACUCAGUCGCAGUCGGCGAGUCGCUCUCGGCUGCGCGGCGCGAUCGCGUGGGCGUCUCGCUUCUUCUCUUCUUUUCUUUUUCACUUUUUUUUCUUUUUUUAAUCUCCUCAUCCUAUUCUGUGCGGUGUUUUAACUUGGUGACGAGAGAACUUGAACCGGGAGGGGCUCUCGCCGUCGUCUUUCAUCAGCGGGAUUAUUCUGCUAUCGAAGCGGAAUGCGCUACAUGCCGGCUGACUCUCUGAGAGUCUGAGGAGAAAAAAAGUGAUGAUGUAACGGGGCUUUCGCUGUCGCUGUCGCGGUGAGGCAACAAUGUCCACACAAUGCAAUCGCUUCGUGCAAAACGCCUGGAAGAAGGAGCUCUGCUCCAACUGCUUCAAGCCGAAGGAGGAGCAUGCGCCGGCUGACGAUACCUUGCGAUUGAACGUCGAGAAAGCUUCCACGAAUCUGAAGAUUGAUCAUCUUCAGCUGCAGAGCAUCCUUCGCGGCAAAACGGUUUGUCGGAAAGAUCAACGAAAGAAGAACGUCGGCUUCCCGGAGUCUCUCACCGAGGUGAUCGGCUACGGCGGCGAUGACUUCUCCGACGGCGAGGAGGACAGGGGCGGCGGCCGGGUCGACUCGAAAUCGGAGGACCUGGUGCCGGACAGCGAGGAGGAGCGCGCGUUGUUCGACCUGACCCGCGCGAACACGAACUUCAACACGGUCACCGCGAAUCUGACGAACGUCGAGAGCAACGAUUCGCCCGACGCGUCCAAGUCGUCGAUGACGUCGCCUGCCAAGUCCUUCGCCUCGUUGAUGCUGGGUAAGAUACAGAGAGACGCCGAUGGCAGGAAGACGACCCUCCUGGUGUCCGUAACGCCCUUCGGUGGCGACGAGUCCGUACCCACCGCCAAGAGGCCGACCGAUCGAAAGAUCAACGCGAUCAAUUUGCAAACCAGUCCUGCGUUCAGAUUAAAACCCGGCGAUGGUGGAUCGUCGGAUAACACCGCCGAAGCCGCAAAGAAACUCAAUGGAUCAGAGCGGAAAAAGACGGAAGAGCAAGAACAAAAAUCUCUCCCGGAAUUGGGGAAGAUCGUAGACAUGCCGUUGAUCACCUCUGCCAAUAUGAUUUCCAUUAUGCGAAGGGAGAUCACGACGGAUACUGCCAACGCAGACGCGGUGAAGACAGAAAUGACGGCGCAGAAAUACUCGCCCGUCUGCAAAGUCGACAAGAGGAACGCGACAAAUGUGCCCCUUAACACCGUUUCAGCGGCAAAAAAGACUGAAAUCGAGAUUUCGUCGAGGAUGUUUGCGCAAUCCGCGCCGAGCAGCGACGUGGGGGAGAGCGUGAAGGGAACGACGACGAGUAAAAGCGAGUGUGCGAAACAAGACCAAGCGAAGGAAGAACUCGCCUCGUUGGCGUCUCUGAAGAACGAGGAGACGCCGGAGAGCGAAGGCUCGAUGAACGUCGACGACAAGAGUGUCAACGGCGUUGCCGACAACGGCACGAAGGGAGCUCCGUCGCCGCAGGUGCGCGAGGUCGAGGGAGCGUGCGAGGGCGCGGAGCGGAAGAAAUUCUGCUUCGACAGCAGCCGCGAGCUCGCGGGCGAACCGGACGGCAAAGCGGACGAGGAGGAAGUGACAGAGCCGCCGGCGCUGCCCACGAGCCCGCCGCCGAUCAUAACCACGGAGCCGAGGCCGUCUUUCCUACACGGUAGCGUCAAUAUCGACUCGAAGGCGAAGCCCGCCGUGCCGCAGAAACCGGUGACCUUUUCCGCGAAGGCGAACGAUGGUCCGCUCUCCGCGAGGAAAAUUCUGAACGGCGAUUACGUAUUGCCACCUCCGUCGGUUCAAACUGUCGCCGGCAGACCUAUUCAAAAUUUAGGUACGCAGGAUAUGAGCUCUCGAUGUUCAACGAAGAAGAACGUUACGAACGAGAUUUUAUCGGAGCCCGAUCAAGUCCCACCAACCAUUACAGCUCAAAACUCGGAAUCCGGAGAUCAAGCAAAAACCCUGUCGAAAUCCGCUUUCUCGCCGUUGUUCACUUCCGUAACCGCGUCUCCAGCCUCGCUGAGAAAUUAUCCGACGAGUAACGAAGAGGUAGACGAGAAUGUCAUGCUGGACGAGGAGUUUCCGGAAAUUACUCCGGUCUCCGUCUCCACGAUGGAGCUCGUGCGCUCGCCGAACAAGAGAAGAAUGGCUCCGCGGCCGCCGGAGUCCACGGAGGAUCUCCUGCCGGUCUCCUCUCUGUUCGCCAGGAAUCCGGGGGCGAAUCUGAAGUCCGACUCCCCGGUCGUUCGCGAGAAGGAGAAGCGAGAAAGAUCGUCCUCGUGCAGUCCGAAGUUCCGCAAGGCGGUCUGUGAUCUGCCGGAUCCGACGAACGACAACGUCAAGCCGAUCGAGCACGUGUCCAGGAGGACGAUAUCCCUGUCGCAGGACAGCUUGACCACGGAGAAGGAGGUGCGAGAGGAGAAGAAGAGGGGCAGAAACCGAAAGGGCUUCUCCCUCAAGAGAUUCCUGAGAAUGGGCACGAGGAAAGAUAUGGACGUGAUCACCGGUCAAACGUCGGGCGCGAGAACGGACGAGAUACCGUCGACGCCGCAGCCGAAGCCGCGAUUAGAGAUAAUCCAUCCGUUGGAGUUGGACGGUGCCGCGGUCGAGGUGGUGGGAAAUGACAGGAUCACCGCCAGGAUGGGCGAGGACCAGCCGGAUGCCUGCGGUGUCAAAAACGACGGUUCAAGGAUGCCGCGGUUUCCUCCACCGAUCGCGGCGAGACCCGGGAAACCACCUCCGCCGCCGAGAAACCAAUCCCUCGAGGAUUGGCCGAGGCUGGAUUCGGCGAACAAACCAGUCAGACCGCCGCCACCUCGCGCGGAGAUCAAAUUGAGCAUUGCCGCCUCCAGAAACGACAAGACGUCGAAGGCCACCUGGAGGCCAACCUCCGCGACGACCUCGGAUUCAAUUUACGCGAAUCUGGCAGCGGAGGAUGUUACAGGUGAGGUGCGCAGCGCCCUGGCACCCUCGAAACCCCAAAGAACCGCCAGCUUGAGGGACCGAGCAAUCUCGCAACCCGUCCUGAAAAGGGCGCCGGGUACGUCGGCUGAGGAUCAGCACCGGGAUUACGACGGACUCACCGCUGUACAACGAUCCACUUCCGACUCGCCGACAUCCAACGACAGCCACGUGUACGAGUGCCUCUCGAGCUCACCCGAGUGUGAUUCGAAUCUUGAGCUGCGGCACGGAAGUGGAGGCGGAUUCCGCGCCGCGUGCAAGAGAAAGUCCGACAGCAGCGCGAUAAUCGGGGACUCGAAGGUUCAUCAUCAACCGUCAUUCGUGAGGUCGAUCUCGUUGCCGUAUUGCGGCAGCGAGACCGAGAGCGAGCUUUACGCGCCGUACACCUUCUACACCGGCGACGAGGGCGCCGAGGAGGAUCAGGAUUGGAAGAGCACGGACGACGAGCCGAGGAUGGGCCGCUUGAGGCAACGCCGGGGGCGCACCGUCGUUCAUCGAAGCCUCGAGGAUAAUUACGGCGCGGUAGUUGUGGCGAAUCACGAGGCGCUCGCCCAAUUCCUCGAGCAGGAAAAUCAAACUGUCCAAUUUCCGCCAAGCCUGCGCGCUCUCAAGAACGCGAAUCCCCAAUUGAAGCACUUCAACGUCGACACUCCAUCGUCGGUCUCUGUCGGUAGAAGAAUAUUUUGUCCGGCGACGUGGAACGAUCAAAAUAUCACUCUCUGCGUAGCGUUCGAUUUAGCUAUGCCUAUGCCACAGAAGGACUUUUAUUUGACGCCCGUAAUAGAAUUCGUGGAUAAAGUGCCGAAGGAGAUAAUCGAGAAGGUGCGGCCCUCCGGGGACGAGGAUGUCGAAGCGACAAUUUCGGUUCUCCCGUGCCUGCAUGUCACCACCAUACAAUCGUUCGGGGCGAUGUCGAAGGACAUAAACGGCGAGGGCGUGAGCAGAGAGGCGUCGUUCGUCCUUCUUCAACUGGUCAACGCGCUGAAGAGCCUUCAAGCACGCGGGAUCGAGGAUGCCAGCAGAUCUCUGAGCGACGUCGUGCUCUGCAGAGAGGACGUCUAUUAUCGGCUCUAUCUCCUACAAGGGAGGUUAAACAUAGACCCGAGCGACGAGCCUGGCGAGGAACGGGUCUCCCUGUGCGAAUGCGCUCUAAUAGCGCUGCAACAGUUGCAUCUGACGGGCGAGCUACCUCUCAUACAAGAUUUACUGAUACGCGAGAAAGCGGUUACCCUCUCGCAGGUAAAAUCCGUGCUGGAAUUCUCACUGUGGGGCCCGGCCGACGUGCCACUCGGUGGUCCACGGGAAAGGGAAGUGGCGCUUCAGAGAUGGCUCGAUCUCGAGCGGGCGAACGUACUUCACGCACUCAUCAAGACGAAGGCAGCUCUGACCGUUAUAGACGAGUAUCAAUUAUUAUUCUUGGUACGAACCACUGCUAAAAUUAUGAGUGAGGCGUCGGUGCUCCUUGACGAGCAGCGUAAGCGCUUGGCGCAAAGGUGCUGAUACGUUCUCCGUCCCGUACAUGGCGCGAGUUGUAUAAAUACUAAAUAUCCGGCUAGAAGAACUAAUAUUUAUUGAUAAGCGGAAAGAAGUUAUCCCAACGCAAAGGUAAUUUGUAACUGGUGUACUAGAAUAACAUAACACAGCUUUUCCCUUAUACAAUUAAUUUAUGUUCCUCGUUAUUGACAGAUUUUUUUUUUAAAUAGCCGUAAGAACAACUGUAUAAUUGACUUAUGCUAACGUGAGAUUGAAUCGUACGUUUUUGCUGAUGAGGAGUAUAUAUUUUUACAUACGCAAAGCACAUAUUGGUAUACGUAUAAAUAAUCUCGAAACAGCUCAAUGUUAAUAAAUAUCUUAUACGUAAUGUAAUAUCUGAUGAUAAGAUAUAAAGGUAUUAGGAAUGUGCCAAUGCUCAAUCGAAGUGUGAUUUUGCGUGUACGGUGUGUGCAUUUCAGAGUGUUUCCGUCGCGAAGCCGGAAGUUCAGAGGUAGGUGUUUC
Messenger RNA from Wasmannia auropunctata (little fire ant), 5022 nucleotides. RefSeq lists its product as uncharacterized. NCBI's taxonomy places the organism in Eukaryota, Metazoa, Arthropoda, Insecta, Hymenoptera, Formicidae. Bases 349 to 4527 code for a protein of 1392 amino acids. The transcript is spliced from 13 exons. The record is from RefSeq and is a predicted model, not a curated record.